Messenger RNA from Anopheles gambiae (African malaria mosquito), 4801 nucleotides. Its product is annotated as prolyl endopeptidase FAP. NCBI's taxonomy places the organism in Eukaryota, Metazoa, Arthropoda, Insecta, Diptera, Culicidae. The coding region runs from base 1509 to 4367 and encodes 952 amino acids. Gene Ontology annotation, biological process: proteolysis. The record is from RefSeq and is a predicted model, not a curated record. The transcript is spliced from 14 exons. Gene Ontology annotation, molecular function: serine-type peptidase activity; dipeptidyl-peptidase activity.
UUGGUUUAUUUUGCUUUCAAUGGUUUUAGAAUGUAUGAUCAAUAUACGUAUAAUGAGAAGAGGAUGUGUUGGGGAUUUUAAACCAAUUCUUCUGUAUGCCCAUAUGGCCCCAAUAUUCGCAUACUUCACAGCAUUUACAGAGAGAAAGCAAAAGAGGGAGCAGCGAGUAAGAGAGAAAGGAUCCAACGGUGAGAGAGCGAGAGCGGAGUGCUUUGCAGCACUCUGCUGUUACACUAACAUCCUGGCGAGCAGCACCACGGUCCGGCCGACUCGGUACAAGCUUGCCAGCCAGCACGCCAGCCCAUUCAUUCAUUCAUGCACACGCCGUUCGUGCGCGGCUUUGUAGUGUGUCUUCACUCCACUGCUGCUGCUGCUGUAUCCCCCGGAGGAGAGGACGGCUGGAGGAAGUGGCGGGACCGAACAGUGCGAACGGAGGGCGGGCAGCGGCCCAAAUAGAGCCCUCUCUAGAGCAGAUACACUCGCGGGUGCAGUGGAAUUCAAAGCGAUCUAAGCCAAAGGAUUUAUCUUCAAAAAACACGGGAGAGUGAAAGCGAAGUGUUUGCGUGUGUGUGUGUUAGGGAACAGGGAUCAUUUGGAUCUUGUUGUGUGUGUGUGUGUGUGUGUGUGUGUAAUUAGAAGCGAUUUCUACCGCAGUAUGUGCUCGGGUCGGCAGCGGCCUCUAGUGGUGUCUAGUGUGUUGGGGCCUACUGCUGUUGCUGCUGCCAUUAUCCUGCCGUGUGCCAAUCGGUCUGCGUGUGUGUGAGACGAGUGGGCGUACACGCGUGUGUGUCUGCUUGUGUGUGUGUGUGGAUGUGCGCGCUUAUGAUUCCUCUGCCUGGUGGGUGGCUCCUUCAUCUCGCUCACGCUCUCUCCACAUGUGCUGCGCUUCCUAGUAAAACGUGCGUUUCUCUCUGUGUGUGUGUGAGAGUGGCUUUGUGUGUGUGUCCUGGACUGGCCCCGCGCGCCGAGUAGCAUCUCAAAGGGGUGGACCAUAUAAUUGUGCUUAAGCAAGAAGUGGAAAAAGCAAGGAUGCAGCUGGCAGCACGGGGCGAUUGAAGUUGAACGGGAGUUGAACCACUGCUUGGGUACAGCUUGAGCGUCCACCCUCAAACCCUGCAGCUUGCACCAAGAUCACUCCGUGAACAGUGUUCGAGUGCCACCGUAGUGCUGCGGAAGGCCUCCAAGUGAACACUUUACAAGAGAGGCUGGGAGUGUAUGUGUGUGAAACAGCGCUUCCGCAGCGUCGUGUCGUGUCAUCAAUCAACACACAGUCCUGCCUGCUGCAAGGAGGCUCAUCCAAUCAAAAAAAAAAAAAGCAUCUACCACCCACCCAGCGCAACAGAGAAAAGGAACAUCGUCCAGGAGCUGCAGAGCCCCAAAAACACAAAAACCAAAAAAAAAAAAACGCAUCGCCCCGAAAACCGUGAGGUCCCCGGGAGCCUUCUGCCGACAGCGACAGCCAACCGUGCACGGGCGGGACCGGGAGUCACCAUCCAAGGACAACGAAGAUGAACACCGUCCAGAGCACGGGCCAUGCGACCGUUCGGAACAAGAAGGACUCGCAGUUCGAGGAAUUAACUGUCUCUUCCUCGGAAAAAAGAAAUUGGAGAGGCAUUUUUAUUGCGCUUUUAGUGAUCGCUGCCGUAUUGGGGCUAAUUGUGUUUUCCAUUCUACUUCUAUCACCAGAGAUCGAAAGCUCGAAGCUGCACGGGCGUCGAAUAUCGCUGUACGAUAUCAAAUCGGGCCGGUACGAGUGGAACACGCAGAACGGUUCCUGGAUCAAUCGGUACGAGUAUGUGUUCAUCAACGCGGAAGGUGGCCUGACGGCACUGCAAAUCACCCGCGAUGGAGGCUUCCGGUUCGAGGUGCUCAUGAACAAUGCCACCUUCCGGCAGCUCAACGUUGACAGCUACGACGUGUCACCGGAUCGGAACUUUGUACUACUGUACGCCUCGAACGGAAACACGCAGCGCUACAAUCGCAGCUACUACAUCUACGACCUAGCCGCGUCGAACGUGUUCUCCCUGUCGGCGAAGGAAUCGGACACGACGGCACCGCAGCUCCAGCAUGUCCUGUGGGCGCCGGUGGCCUCGAACGGCUCGGGUAUGGGCGUUGGUGGCGAAAAGGCGAUGUCCGGCCAAUCUUCCCACUCGUCCUCCGCUGGGUCGGCUGGAUCGUCUGUUGCAGGCUCGUCGCCGAGCUUGGGCACGGCCUCUUCCCAGGGCAUCGCAUACGUGCAUCAGGGUGACAUCUACUACAAGCCACGCGUACAGUACGAUCUUAUCUGCCGGAUCACCACCAGCGGACGGGAUGGGCCCGUGCUGAACGGUGUGCCCGACUGGCUGUACUCGAACGUGCUCGAGCUGAAGGGACCGUCAUUGCUUUUCUCGCCCGACGGCCAGUAUCUGUCCUUUCUAUCCUUCAACCUGUCCGGCGUUCAGGAGUACCAGUAUCUGUGGUACGGUGAUGGGCAGCAGUAUCCCAAGAUACACAGUCUGCGCUACCCGAAGGUACAUGCGGCCAACCCGAACGUAACGGUGUACGUGGUGCAUCUGGGCGUGCUGAAGUACAUCUUUCCGAAACCGGUCCACGUGCCGGCGUACAUCCGGUCGACCGACAGCUACGUCGGCGGGCUCAGCUGGCUCUCGCCGACGGAGCUCUCGGUGACGUACGCGAGCCGUAACCAGAGCGUAGCGCACGUGCUGCUCUGCCGGGCACCAACGUUUAGCUGUGUGGAGAUCUUCCAAGAGAAGGCAGUGGCCAACUCGUGGGUACUGAUCGGCGAGACGCCAUUGUUCAUCCGACGUCCGUCGGCGCUGGAAAACUAUGCCGCCGAUGCACCCCAGCAGCCACCGGCCGGUUCAGCCCCGACCACGACAACGACAACGUCCGCACCGCCACAGCCACCAACGCCGCCCCCACCGGCAAUGCCGCGCCAUCUGUACAUGCUGAAGCGGCUGAACGUGCGGGACGGUUCGCACGGCUACUAUCGCCACCUGGUGCUGGUCCUGCUCGGCACCAAGCGCACCAUUACCCUGACGAUGGGCCAGUUCGAGGUGACGGAAAUCGUCGGGUACGACGAGCGGCACGGGCUCGUUUACUUCAUGGCGGCCCCGUACCACAAGCCGGGCCAGCGCCACCUCUACAAGAUACCGCUCGGGCUCGAGCAGCUCGCCUCGAUGGCGGGCGGCGGUGGCGGCACUGGGUCUUCGGCUGGCUCGAGCGAGCCGCACCAGCCGGAAACUGGCCGACCCGGGCACAACGCGAGCGACGUGCUGCUGCUGCGCCCGUUCGGCUCCGCUGUGCCGUACUGUGUGACGUGCGGCCGGGGCCCCACCGACGGUAGCGACGGCGCGGACGGUGGCGAUCCGAAGCGCCCGAACAACUGUCUGUUCAAUCGCGUCUCGUUCAACGACGACUACACGUACUUCGUGCAGGAGUGUCUCGGACCGGAAUCACCGUCCACCUACCUGGUGGAGGCCGGCACGGAGCGCAAGGUGCGCGUUCUGAACGACGGCAACGAGCUGCGGGAGCAGCUUGUCCAGCUGGCCAAGCCGCAGAUCAUGACGUUUAGCGUGCAGAUCAAGUACGACUUUAACGCGCAGGUGAAGCUGUUCCUGCCGCCCGGCGUCAAGGAGGACGACGACCUGCAGCUGCCAUUGAUACUGCACAUCGAGGCCGGCCCGGAACGGCAGCUCGUGUCGGAGGAGUACAGCGUCGACUGGAACUGGUACCUCAGCAGCCACCAGUCGUACAUUAUCGCGCAGAUCGAUGCGAGGGGAUCCGGCUUUCAGGGCGAGUCGCUCAAGACGCAGAUCCGUGGACGCGUCGGUAUUGAGGUCGAAGAUCAGCUGGCCGUACUGAUGUAUUUGCGGGAUAAUCUGAAGCUAGUAGAUCCCAAUCGCAUCUGUGUCUAUGGCAAGGGCUACGGUGGCUACAUCGCAAUGCAGAUGCUUGCUACGGACGCGAACCAGGUGCUGAAGUGUGUCGCCGCCAUCUCGCCGAUCGUUUCCUUCCGCUACUUUAAUUCCUUCUUCACCGAGCGUUACGUGCUGCAGCAGGACGACACCGAGCGGUCGCUGAUCGAGUCGGACCUAUCGACGAAGGUUGCCAGCCUGGCGUCGAAGAACUUCCUGCUGAUCCACAGCACGGCCGACUGCGUGGUGCACGAGCAGCAUGCCGCCCUGCUCACCCGCUCCCUCGUCAACCGGGGCAUCAUCUUCCGGCACCAGAUGUACGUCGACGAGGAUCACGAGUAUCGGAGCGUGUCCGAGCAUCUGUACCACACGAUCGAGACGUACAUUGAGGAGAACUUCGGUAACGAUAACCAGGACUGGACGUCGGCAUUCUUCCUGUCUAAAACGUAGUUCUUCCAGUGGUAGGAGGCAAAGCGAACCGAAAGAAAAUAAUACACACACACACACACACACACACACACAUACACAUACAUACAUAUACAACCAUUCUCACAGAAACACACAAACACACACACAGACACCUUCACACAAAGGCAGAGAAACAUCACAACACGUUUGAUUAAUGAUAGAGUAAUGAUAAUUUAAAGAUAAAAAACAAAGAGCAAAACAAGAAGAGAAAAAUAUAUAAGAAUCUAAUAAAUGAGAAACAAGGAAAAACAUUUUGCAGCUGAGCAGGGACGAACGUGGAGUAGAGUGAAGUAAAUGACAUACAUAUUUAAAGCAAAAAAAAACAAUGUGUGGGUGUAUGAAAAAAAUUAAAUGGAUGCAAAUUUAAAAAGGAAACAAUAAAACGAAACACGUGCACCUCCAGGCACGCAGAUACA